AUUUAUUUACCACAACGUUAAACCCAGAAAAUCCCCGGCGAUGGCGACUCAAUUCUUCAAGAAACUCCGCCCCUCCGCCGCCCUCUUCUCCUCUCCCAGCCGCACGAAAACUACCUUUGCCCAAUACGUGGCUUCAAGAGCUCGAGACCCGACCUUCGAGAAGCUAAUGGAGAGAUACAAGAACCUCCUUCGAGUCAUCUCCAUACAAGAUCUCAUCCUCUCCUCCAACUCAUCCCCGCCCGCCGUCUCCCUCGACUUCAUCAGCCGCCUCUCCCAGCGCAUCCACCUCAACCGCGGCGCCGCCGUCUUCCUCCGCAGGUACCCCCACAUCUUCCACAUUUUCAACCACCCCGACAAGCUCCAGCCCUUCUGCUCCCUCACUCCUGCCGCCCUCCAAAUCGUCCGCCAAGAAUCGGAGGCCAUCGAGAAAACUCUACCGCUCUCCAUUACCCGAUUAGUCAAGAUUUUAUCCAUGUCCCUCACAAAAAAAUUACCUCUUCGGGCGAUCUUCAAGGUCUGGAAGGAAUUGGGGCUGCCCGAUGACUUCGAGGACUCCAUAAUUUCAAGAAAUCCCGAGGUUUUCGCAUUGGAAGAUGGAAAUGAAAUCAAUACUCAUUAUUUGGUUCUGAAAGACAGCGAUGAAUUUCGGGAAUGUUUGGUUCCUGCGGUGGAGAAUUCGAGAAUGACAGAGUGUUGUAGAGAGGAAUGCAGCGUGGAUAGGACUGAGCUGCAGUAUAGUUUCAAGCAGGGGUUUCCGCCGGGAAUGCGGCUAGGGAAGAAUUUUAAGGCCAAAGUUAAGGAAUGGCAGAGGUUUCCCUACAUUGGUCCGUAUGAGGAGAUGACUGCCAAGGAGAAUAGGAGGAGUAAGAAUGGUGUGAUGAGGAUGGAGAAGCGGGCGGUGGGGGUGGUGCACGAGUUCUUGAGCUUGACUGUGGAGAAGAUGGUGGAGGUGGAGAAGAUAAGCCACUUUAGGCAGUGGUUUGGGAUUGAAUUGAAUGUGAGGGAUUUGUUCCUUGACCAUCCCGGGAUGUUCUAUUUGUCUACCAAAGGGAAGGUACAUUCUGUGUUUUUGAGAGAGGCAUAUAUGAGGGGGUGCUUGAUUGAGCCUAACCCGGUUUAUGAGGCUCGGAGGAAGCUUCUUGGUCUUGUUGCUUUGGGGCGGCGGGGGUUGGAUAGGUCGUGGAGUGUGGUUGAGAAUGAAGAGAAGAGGAAUGUAUAGUGAUUGAGGUGAAUAGCAUUGGUUGAUGCUGUUCACGUGCUAUGGAACUAUGAACUUGGAUUGCCACUUUACAUUUGCAAUGGAAGUGACUUGGCUAAUCUUAGACAGAGUGGUAGAUAAUGCAUUAACCCUUUCUAUCUUACACAUAUAGAAUCUCAUUCAUACUCUUACUAGUGAGGCCUAAUGGAUGGCAUUGGUCUGUGUCUAUGUUUUUUUUGGCAUUGUAAAUAGGAUGCUACUGCUUGCUAAAUCAGAACGCUCCUUCGUAAUAUUUAUUUAGAUUCAUGCACCAAUAGGCACUGCUGAGCUCUCUAUAGGACUGCAUCAGUCUUGCACCUCUUCUUCAUGCCUCCUCCGACCAAAGUGACUUCUUUUCUCUUGUUUGUGGUGGAUGACUCUGCAUCAAUCAAAAUGAUUGAGGUUUGGCUACGAAGGAUUUCAUAGAAAGCAAAAGAGGGUGGAAUGUUUCAGAAAAGAUGGAAAUGGUGGUGUGUUUGAGCAUAAAGUCUUGUGAGUCCUCCAAUUCUGAGAUGAAAGCUCUAAGGUUUGAACUUGUUUGGGUGCUGAUACUCCAAUAUUUCCACUUCUUCUUUUGCUUGCUGUAUCAAACUCUCCAUUGUGAAGAAGCAUGCAGGUAGUGAUGGAUUGAUUAUCCUGAAAAAAGGACAUUAAUGGAAAAGUUGAUUUUGUCUGC
Salvia splendens (bonfire salvia) is the source of this 1913-nucleotide messenger RNA. Its product is annotated as protein ROOT PRIMORDIUM DEFECTIVE 1. Gene Ontology annotation, molecular function: RNA binding. The transcript is spliced from 2 exons. NCBI's taxonomy places the organism in Eukaryota, Viridiplantae, Streptophyta, Magnoliopsida, Lamiales, Lamiaceae. The coding region runs from base 41 to 1219 and encodes 392 amino acids. The record is from RefSeq and is a predicted model, not a curated record.